AGGAGAUUGCCAUCACUAUUCUGAUAUGUGUACUUUAUCCUCUACUCACUGCCAUUGAUGGCAGACAAUUUAAGGCGUCAAAAUAUUUUUAAUAAAAACUGUUACACGCUUAUAUUGUGUGGGCAAAUUGAGGGACAUUCCAAAAAAUAAUAUUUAGUGUUUAGUGAUGGUGAAUUGUUGUGUGCAUGGCUGCAAAAGUCGUAGCGAACGAAAACAACCAAACAUAACCUUUCAUCGUUUUCCAAAUGAUCCAAAUUUAUUACUUAAGUGGAUUGAGUGUACGGGUCGAGAUAACUGGCAACCAAGUCGUCACUCACGCAUUUGCUCACAACAUUUUGCAGAUAGCUGCUUUCGACACAAAUUACAUAAAACCCACUUAAAUCCACGUGCAUCACCCACACGUUUCAUUAAGAUUAAAAUCGACGAAAUAAAAAAAAUAAAAAUGGUGUCGUGUUCUGUGCCCGAGUGUGAUGUUACAAGAAUGAAUAAUCCCAAUCAAUAUACGUUUCUCAGGUUUCCUCGCAAUCCAGCAUUGCGUGAGAAAUGGAUACGGAAGUUGAACAGACCAGGUUGGACACCAAGCGUGAACUCGACUGUCUGUAGCAAACAUUUUGACGGAAAAUGUUUCAUACAAAGGAAGCAUCGUCGGGUACUAAUGAAAGACUCGAUACCGACAUUAUUUGUACCUACUGGAGCCGAGUCACGGGCGUCAACUGAAUGUAGAAUGAUAGUUAACACGUACAAACGCAUUCGCGAGACGUGGCCCGAGAGCGAACCGAAGUUCAGGACCAGGAUAUGCAAGAAGACGGCUGCCGUCCUCAGAAUAAGUCUCGCGAAGCUGUUUCGGGUCUUGAAUAAGACCGGAGUCGAUUAUUCCGAUGAGCUGAUAAGGCCAAGUACUCCAACAGAGCUUGGUGAUGGAGACGCGGGUGACACCAGUGCCAAAAAUAAUAAUGAAAUAAAAGAGACCCCGGUGAAAAGUAAACAACAAAGCGAAAUCCAUGCCAAAACUGACAGUAAAUUCCAUGAAAACCCAGCGAAUAACAUGCAAGUAGAGUUAACGCAAGUUGGUAUACAUCAACAAACAAACGAACAGAAAACGCAAACGGCCAGGCCUAGCGUGUACCCGAAGAUUUCCGUGCGGACGAAUCUGCACACACCUCUCCUCCCCGAAGUCGAUCAAGCCGAGGAUAACUCGAUGCAAGUAUUGCUGGAGCAUUACGAGUGUCCCUUGUGCAAGCUUCUGUAUCCCACGAGUGGGAAGGCCGUGGAGCAUAUGCAGAGCUGUCACAGUAGAGAGGGCAUAAGUUCAGACUGCAUCAGGAAGGUGGCCGUGCAGAAUUGUCCGCUGUGCAAGAAGACAGUUAAAUCGUUGCUAAUGCACCAAUGUGACGGUGAGAAGCUGUUUUUGGAGACGAGCGCUUACCACUGUGCCGUGUGCAAAAAGGUGUCUACUACGAUCAGGGCGUUUGACAAUCAUGUGAUGAAGAUGCACGGGGAGGUGCAGGAGACCAUGUAUUUCCCGAGUUUUUCUGAUUUCCUAACAUGGAAAAAAUACAUGGAGAAGGAAUCGGGGGUGCAGUACACGGUGGUGGAAGAGCACGACAGCAAAAAGUUCUACCGCUGCGAGUCCACCAACAGAACGAAGGUGGAACUGUGCCCCGGCCUGAUGGUCGCCCAAGAGUUCGGCAAUGGCGUACACGCUGUGCUGUAUGAGGCUCACGUGUGCGGUCAGAAAAAUUACACAAUGGAGGCGAAAUACAAGAAAUACUGCAUCUCCAAACUGCUCAAACCGGUGGAGGGAUACGUAUCGACUAAAGUGCUAACGGACGACAGUGACCAAUACUUACAGUUCAAAACGUUGCUAGAAAACAUUGUGGUUGACGCGGCGAAAAUUAACAUAGCCGGCUUGAAGAUGCUCAUGAGUAAAGCCCUGGAAAUGACUUCCAUUUUGACCAACUACGAUGAAGAGGUCGAGGAAAGUGUGGAUAAGCAGUACAAUUUAUCGGAUGCGCAGAUCGCGGACGCGCUACAGGACACCAAGCGGAGUAGUGAUGAUGAUGACGACGCUGGUGAAGCGAAGAGGCCCAAAUUCGAAACGAUGUCCCCGAUGAUCCUGAAUACAUUCUCGUUAGCGAAUGUUCGAGUCAAGAGUGACAGCGAGACGGCCGGCAACGACACAAUCGACGAUAUUGAUGCGGAAAUAUUGAAAAGCAACAUGGAACGUAAUAAAUGCGCCGAUGGGGAUAACUUGAAAGAAUCCAGUGACGGUCAGAACGCAGCGGACAGCAGUAAAGUGACCUUCAACGAUACAUACAAAGAUUUCGUCACAAAGAACUUUGUUCACAGCGACAAACCAUACAAGAGCCAGUGGCCGCGGCCGCGGGUGAAAAGACCGGUCGUCAAAACAAAGAUUGGACAAUUCAAUCCUGCCAGAUUGUCUUCGAACACCAGUCAGCACGGUGAUAAACAUAAUCCGUCUGCAAAGAGUGAUAAGGACAGUGUUAGUGAUGUAAUUAGAGAUUCCAAAGUGGAAUCCAAAAAUGUGAACUCGGUGCCUAGUGCGUUCCCAAAAAAAGUGGAUUUUGAAUAUGAAGUGAUUGAACAAGAAGCCGGCUAUAAUAUUUUAGUGUUAAAAGUUUAAUGGAGCUUCCGAAUGGUGAUAUUGUGGAUAAGUUUUGUAUUGUCUCAGCUCUUUUAGCAAGUGUUCACAUUUUUAUGCAAUUGAUGCAUUUUUUUAUUCUAUAAAUGGCGUCACGCGGUAGGGUAUCACUGAAAUGUGACUAUUUCAUGGUCAAGAGCUUUAUGAAGUCACAUGAUAAUAUAUAAAAUACCUAUGUGCUAAUAUGUGAAAUUUAAAAUAUUGCGAACUCGAUCUGAAUAGAUUGUUUCGCUUAUUUCUUUUAAUUUUAUUUAGAGAAAUCAAUAAGGAUUCAGUUUUGUACAUAUACGGUUAAGUAAAACCAGUAUUACAUUCUAUCUUGAGAGAUUGCAAACAUUCUAAAAUUUGUGAGCCUAAAUAUGACGACUUGCAAUUUAAUUAAUUUGGAAUCUAUCCUGAUAAUAACAUCAUCAUACUUAUAUAGAUUCAGAUAGGUUCAGAUUAUUUAACAGUGUUAAAUAAAUAAAUUAAUAAGAAUAGUAAUUUAAUUUUUGUCUGCAAUAUUACUAUUAAUUUGUCAAGUUAAAUUUUUUGUAAAGAGUUGAUUGUAUGAGGCAAUGAUAAUGUUUUAUUUCAUUAGAUGGACAAUAAUAUGAAUAAAUGUGUACCUAAUAAAUAUAAAAUUGAUGAUUGGCACAAUUGGUAGGUAUUUCGUUGUAAAUAUAGUUUUUAAAUGUAAAAUUAUGUAAAUACUAAUUUAUGUAUCCAAAUUUGAAUAAGGAAGAAAGACCUCGUUUUGGCGCCAAUUUUUUUUUUUACUGCAGUCAAAAUAAUGCUGAAAUCUUUUAACAGAGUAGAAUCGACUUGGUUGAUUACAUUUUAAAUAUUUAAUCUAAUCGUGUUCCAAAAUAUUUGUUACGUUAGAUAAUAAGUUGGUUGUAUUAAACAUUUUAUA
Molecule: messenger RNA, 3557 nt
Organism: Zerene cesonia (dogface butterfly)
Lineage: Eukaryota; Metazoa; Arthropoda; Insecta; Lepidoptera; Pieridae
Exons: 9
Coding region: 167-2644 (825 amino acids)
Molecular function (GO): sequence-specific DNA binding
Source: RefSeq, a predicted model, not a curated record